AUGUCCGCACAACCCGACAAAAACGAGGCCCGAACCGAACACUAUGGCGCCCCAACUUAUGACGACCUUCCGGAGGUCGUACAGCCUGAUACCUCUCCACAGGUCACUUCUUCUUAUCAAGCCGAAUACUCCCAAAGAUUGAACGACGCCAAUGCCAAGUACCUUGUCGGCUACCAAGAGUACAGUGAAUCAGAUCAAUUUCCACAGGCGAUGAGUCAACCCGACGUCAGCCUGAAGGAUGACGGCCGGGUGAAGCACGAACUCCCUUCAGUCAAAUAUGACUCUUCACCGAGCGUCGAGGAGCAGAAUCCGAAGAAGGCGGGAGGGAGCGGAAGUAUUUUAGGCUUGAAGCGGAAUACAUUCAUCAUCAUCGUUGUGGCCUUAAUUGUCAUUAUUGCAGCGGCCAUAGGCGGCGGUGUUGGUGGCUCGCGAGCUGCUGCUGCAUCGAAAUCGUCGAACUCGAUAGAAUCACCAGAUAAUACAUCCACGACAGUGACAGCAAGCACCACCUCGCAGAGUUCUGCGUCAUCCACGUCCUCGAUACCGGUUCCAACCGAGACCUUCCUCAACAACGCAACCGACUCGGGCAACAAAUUCGCCUUUCAAAGCUUCUCAGAACAAAACUAUAAUGGCAACCACACGGGCCUCCUCCGCGAUACCGGCAAGUCUGAUAUUGGUUUCAACGCCCAGAGCUUCGUUUGGAAACCAGUCAAGACAAAUUGCUGCGUCACACUUUGCCUCAAUGACACUUUGCGUGUGGGCUGGACAUGUGAUGAAUUAUACAAGACAAAGGUCACGGAGACUUUUCUUAGCAUCUAUGUUUGGUGUGGCGAGGAGCGCGAUGCAGACGGCACGAAUGCUAUUUGUAGUACGGGAAAAGGACCAACUACUCAUACUUGA
This is a messenger RNA of Clonostachys byssicola, 900 nucleotides long. Lineage: Eukaryota; Fungi; Ascomycota; Sordariomycetes; Hypocreales; Bionectriaceae. The record is from the annotation of a GenBank genome assembly.